This is a messenger RNA of Sciurus carolinensis (gray squirrel), 4295 nucleotides long. RefSeq names its product thymopoietin (gene Tmpo). The record is from RefSeq and is a predicted model, not a curated record. The coding region runs from base 259 to 2337 and encodes 692 amino acids. The transcript has 4 exons. Lineage: Eukaryota; Metazoa; Chordata; Mammalia; Rodentia; Sciuridae. Gene Ontology annotation, molecular function: DNA binding.
UGGGCUGUACUGUGUGGGCUGGGGUUGGUGCAGGCUCCCAGCCUGUCGGCAUUUGGUCCGUAGUUGGGCUCGCGGGGCUUUUGUGCCCGAGUGCGGCCUCGCUUUGUGCCUGCGAGUUUUCUGCGGUGCCUCGCGGCGCUCCUCCCGGGCGGGAGCCGUGAGGCUCGGAGGCGGCAGCGCGGCCCCCGGCCAGGAGCGAGCGCGGCGGCGUGAGCGGCGGCAGUGAGCUGCGGGGAAGGGGACUCGUAGAUCCCGGAGAUGCCGGAGUUCCUGGAAGACCCCUCGGUCCUGACGAAAGACAAGUUGAAGAGUGAACUGGUCGCCAACAAUGUGACGCUCCCGGCCGGAGAGCAGCGCAAAGACGUGUACGUGCAGCUCUACCUGCAGCACCUCACGGCGCGCAACCGGCCGCCGCUCGCCGCGGGCUCCAACAGCAAGGGGCCCCCGGACUUCUCCAGCGACGAGGAGCGCGAGCCCACCCCGGUGCUGGGCUCCGGGCCGUCCACCGCGGGCCGCAGCCGCGCCGCCGUCGGCAGGAAAGCCACAAAGAAAACUGAUAAGCCCAGACUAGAAGAUAAAGAUGAUUUAGACGUAACAGAGCUCUCUAAUGAAGACCUUUUGGAUCAGCUUGUGAAAUAUGGGGUGAAUCCUGGUCCUAUUGUGGGAACAACCAGGAAACUGUAUGAGAAAAAGCUAUUGAAACUGAGAGAACAAGGAACAGAGUUAAGAUCUUCUACUCCUCUACCAACAAUUUCCUCUUCAGCAGAAAAUACUAGGCAGAAUGGAAAUAAUGACUCUGACAGAUACAGUGACAAUGAAGAAGGAAAGAAGAAAGAACACAAGAAAGUGAAGUCCACUAGGGAUUUUGCUCCUUUUUCUGGACUUCCAACUACUCCCUCUGGUGGAUUUUUUCAGGGUAUUUCUUUUCCUGAAAUCUCCACCCGUCCUCCUUUGGGCAGGACUGAACUACAGGCAGCUAAGAAAAUACAUACUUCUAAGGGCGACCCACCUAGGGAGCCUCUUAUUGCCACAACCUUGCCUGGCAAGGGACAUAUGCAGAAUUUAGCCUCUGGAGGGAAUUUGUUUACUUCCUCCAAGUCUAGCCAUGAUAGGUGUUUAGAGGAAAGUUCUUCGUCAUCCUGUCAGCAUGAACUCGCUGCCAUGUUGGGCUCUACUGCAGCUUCUCCUUCACUGAUUAAAGAAACCACUACUACUUACUGUAAAGACAUAGUAGAAAAUAUUUACCGUGGAGAGAAAAGUGGAAUUCAGCCAUUAUAUACUGAGAAGUCCAAUAUUUCAGAUCAGUGCAUUCUCUCCAGCGAAAGGGAAGUACUAGAGGAGUCUAAGAGAUCACGAGUAAUUUCCCCACCACUUGCUCGGGCAAUCAAAGAUUAUGUCAAUUCUCUGUUGGUCCAGGGUGGGGUAGAUAGUUUACCUGGGACUUCUAACUCUAUACCCACACUGGACAUUGAAAACAUAUGCAAGAGAAUUGAUCAGUCUAGUUUUCGAGAAACCAGUUCCCCCUCUCCUCCACGAAAAUUCCCUAGACUCAGUGAGAAGUCAGUAGAGGAAAGGGAUUCAGAUUCCUCUAUGUCAUUUCAGAAUAUAGUUGGAUCUGAACAGAUGUCGUCUUUUGCCAAAACUGUUGUCUCUCAUACACUUACUACCUUAGGCAUGGAAAAGUCUAAGAAAUCAGAGUGUGAUAACAUUGAUGCCUCAGAACUAUCUUUUCCCUUACAUGAAUCUAUUUUAAAAGUAAUUGAAGAGGAGUGGCAGCAAAUUGACAGGCAGUUGCCUUCAUUGGCAAGCAAGUAUCCAGUUUCUUCCAGAGAGGCAACACAGAUAUUAUCAGUUCCAAAAGUAGAUGAUGAAAUCCAAGGGCUUACUUCUGAAGCCAUCCCACCAGCAGGUACUCAGGCAGCCUCCACUGAGUCUUGUGAUAAACACUUGGACUUAGCACUUUGUAGAACAUAUGCGGCCGCAGCAUCCACAUUGCAGAUGGCAACCCACACUGCCUUUGUAGUUAAAGCUAUGCAAGCAGAUAUCAGUCAGGCUGCACAAAUUCUUAACUCAGAUCCUAGUCGUACAUACCAGGCACUCGAAAUUCUGAGCAAAACAUAUGAUGCAGCUUCAUUUCUUUGUGAAGCUGCAUUUGAUGAAGUGAAGAUGGCUGCCCAUACCAUGGGAUCUUCUACUCUUGGUCGCCGUUAUCUCUGGUUGAAAGAUUGCAAAAUUAAUCCAGCUUCUAAGAGUAAGCUGACUGAGGCUCCCUUUAGAGGUGGAACAUUAUUUGGAGGAGAAGUACACAAAGUAAUUAAGAAGCGUGGAAGAAAAUAAUAAUAAAGUUAAGAACUAAGGAACCUGCCUUAUCUUUGAUAAGGAAUUUAAGGUAUUUUUAUGCCAAAAAAUUUUUUUCAGGUCUUUUUGGCCUCCACAUUGGACUAAUUUCAAAAUGUUAAGCCUCUGCUCAUCAAAUUAUAGUAUAAAAGUCAUUCCUUAUGUGGAAUUGCUUUUUUAGAUUUGCACAGAUAGAAAGGCUGAUACAGUUAAGCUUUAUAGAUCAUAUAUUCGUCUCAAACAGUUAAUGUUUCUUAUUACAUUUUUUACAAUUCUUCAAAACUAAGAAAAUUUCGAUAACUAAAAAGUAGAUUCUUCAUUGUUUUAAAUAUCAUAUGCAUAUUCCCUUCUACAAAAGGUAAAAUUAAACACUACACAUUCAAACAAUGAUUUAUCCUUUUUGAUACUCCUAAUUAUCUUCACUUUCUAGAAUUUGUCUACACUUUCUCUCUUAUUUUCUUGUGUUAUAUGCUGAUGUCUACAGUAGCAUUCAUAAUAUUCAUAAUAUUCUAGAUCAGUGAAAUUUAAAGUGCCACAAACUGUUACAGAUCCACAAACAUGCAGAAGAAUUUAAAUCUGAGGACUUAGGAACAUAGCUCAGGAGUAUAGUACGUGAAAGGCCCUGGGUUAGUCUCCCCAUCCCCCAUUGCUUUUUUAAUAAAAGAAUUUAAAUAUAGAGGCACCUUUUAGGUCAAUGAAAGGAUUUAUUUUUGUAGUAAACUUACUGAUAGCAAAAGCAGUAUAUGACUGUAUAUGACUUUACAUUCUGAUACAUGUGCCUCAUCGCCUCAGGAAUUAAUAGCUAACAAUUCAUGGACCACACUUGGAGAGACACUGCUUGCUGAUAAAUAGUCAAGGAUAGAACAUGCAUACACAACCACUGUAUUUUGUCAGAUGAACUAGACACUGGAGAGAUGGGGCUUUUUUUUUUUUUUUUAAUGCUUUUGAGGUCUGUUGUAUUUCAUGGAUGAUCAGUCUUAAUAAUCUAGACACUAAAAGCAGAUUUAUCGGGUUUUUCUGAAAACCUUAAGAAGUACUAUAUCCCAGUGUCUACGUCUGUAUAAAGCAGUAUAUUACUCUGUUUUCAUUUCUGUGAUUGUAAGAUAAAAGAAUCUGACUGUAGAGACAUUGUGGAAAAUGGUAAUCUUAGCAUAACAGAAGGUGGCCCCUUACGUUCUCCUUUAGCCAUUUAUUCUCAAACUACACAUUCCAUCUUUGCAGCUUUCUGGGAGCAAUUUGUUAUUUGUCUUCUGAAAUGUACAUGUAUACAUGUACCUACUAAGUACUUUGUGAUUUUUAAAAAUGUAUUGAUGUAGAAUGCUACCACGAAUUCAAUAAAGUUGUUAAAUUUGAACAGUUUUGUGUGGUCUCCAGAAACCUGUUGUAUGUGUGCUUUAUUCUUGGAGUUGCAAACAAGUUGAAUAUUUGUGGAUGAACAUUUCAUUUCCAUUUCAUCAUUGAAACUCACUUAACAUUUCAAUGGUACAAUUAAAUAUUCCAGUUAUUGUUGCGGGUUUUCUUCUGUUUGAAGAGUAUGCUUUUAUUGGCUGUUGGAAUCUAAAUUUGUAAGAGGAAUUAAUCUGUAACCAGAUAAAUUAUUUGCCUAAUCAGUUUCUGCUUGGCUAUAGUUUUUUUACCUUGUGCUUUCCAAUUCUUAGAUUCCAAAUUAACAAAGCAUAAAGUAGAUUUUUACAAUGCUAAGGGUUGUACCAAACAGAUAGAUUGAUAGAUAUCCUAAUAGAAGUGUUGGGAUAUGGGGGUACUGUAGUUGAUAGCUUAUUCCUAAAUGAAGAUUGAACUAUUUGAACUAACUUGAUAAAAAUCACCUUCCUUUUUGGGAAACUUGCACGAAAAUUCUAGACUGACUAGUAUCAGAUUGGAAGUUGGCAGGACACGUGUAUCAUAGCCAUCUUGACCACUCUGUAGCACAACUACAUUGACUUCAUACAAAUUAGAAU